Molecule: messenger RNA, 7670 nt
Organism: Scatophagus argus
Lineage: Eukaryota; Metazoa; Chordata; Actinopteri; Scatophagidae
Gene: fbrsl1
Product: fibrosin-like 1
Exons: 20
Coding region: 3071-6475 (1134 amino acids)
Source: RefSeq, a predicted model, not a curated record
AUUUUCUGUAACCAGCCUUAGCAGGCACCAGACAGAAAAGGGAUGCAUUUGUAUCUGUAUUUUCUUAAUUUCUGAGGCUUUCAGCCAGCAGCACUGGUAUAUUUUUAUGGAAGUAGUGGGAUAAAUGCAUGCUGAGCCUGAAGGGUCCUUUUUGAAGAGCUGUCAUUUGUCUAUUUUGAGGCAUCACUCCACAUUCUGAAUGUAUCGAGACUCCAGAACCUCUGAAUAAGAGGCUCUUUGUUUUCAGGUACUGUGACUUGUGAGGAAUUGCUGAAAUGUGCAGACAGAACAACAGAGCUGACACAUAUUAAGUUGCAUAUAAAAGCAUGUGGGAAACUUGUUGUAGGCAUAUAUAUCCAUUUCCUGCUUGUUGUCCUGAGCUGUCUUCCAUCUUCCUGUCUCAGUGUUUUCAUUUCGGUGAAUGACAGGAUGUAAUUAUGCCGUGAUUAAGAUGCUGUCUCCCAGCCUGCGAUGGAUUAGGAGCUGCACUGUCAGAAGGUUCCCCGGUAAUUAUCCACUGCUGAUUUGUACCCCUUCUGUGCCUUUCAUAACCCCUCUCCGGUUCCUCAACUGCUUGAUUAAUGCAUGUUGUUAAACAAUGUUCACAAAAGGCAUUUUCAUUUGAGCAGUUUGAGAAAAAGAAAUUAUUUGAAGAUAACUUCAUAGUAAUCAUAUUUGUCAUUCAGCGGAGGUAUUUUCCAACCCUGUGAUUUUGGUUAAUAUAUAAUGGCGUACUUGGCCGCAGAAGGUCUGUAUGAAUGACUAGCAGACCAGGGCUGUGAAGGAUUUACAAUAAAUAUAAUGAAACCUAAACAGAGAGGGCACUCUUUAAGUGGCUCAUUAAGUAAUGGCUGUUUUCCUUUUCAGGCAUGUCCUUCGCUGACAGAGAGCUCUGAAAGCCUGGCUUGCUUCAGCCUUCACAUCACUUGAAAUCCUUUUCAACAUUUUGUUUGCAUGAGAGCGUAGGUCACUUUUUCCAGCCUUGCAGACUCCUUCAGCACAAAGGUCUGUUGACCGGUCUUACCGAGUCGCGUGCGUGUGGGGGAAAGUAAAAACGCUGAUCUUUAACAAUGCUCUCCUGGAAACCAAAGUGACCAUUUUAUAAUAAAGAUCAGUUUACCACUCAUAAAGUGUUUUAGCCAGGGCACAACACUGUGAAAAUAUUAAACAUCAAUUUCCUUAAAAUCAAGGGCAGGAUCAGUGCUGCUAUCGGGCAUCCCGUUUUUACAUUCAAUCAGCUGUGUGAACAUUUAUUUUGUUACUUAGCCAAUAGUCAAGUCAGGAAACAAUCUUGCAUAACAAUACACUAUUCCUUCAGCCCGGUGCUCAUGCACUGACUGGCAGCUAACAGAUAGUAAAUUAGUUAGGGUCAUUCCAUAAAUAUUUUAAUGAACCUAAUUUCCGGGCGUUCAGAGCUGAGCAGCAGCUUGUUCUCUUUGUCCACCAAACAACAAUGUUAGCUGAAGUAACGUUCGCUGAGCACCUAAAGGGAAAACUGAACUCUGUCUUUAGAAACAAUUCAUCAUUGUGGCCACAGUUGUAAAACUACAUAGACGUAAUCUCACACUUUAAUGUAAUUUUUUAAACACUGAAAAGGUAAUUAUUAUCGCUAAAUGUGAAUUGCAGUGUAUUGAUCUGGUUUUCUCAAAACAAAUGAAGUUCAGUUGACUUCAGUUAAAAUACUGAUAAAAUAUUUGUCAAUGGCACAGUUGAGCCACAGACAGCACUUUCUCACCCUCUUUUUCAACCAGAUGAUUUUAUCAUUUCUCAGAACAUUCUCCUAUAUUUAAUGUAAAUAAAAGUAAAAAAGUUAAAUGUGUAAUAUAAAAUGUCUUAUUAAUUUGUAUAUUUUUCUGCCAGGUAGAACAAAACACACUUUAAGAACUAGUAGGACACCACCGGACUUCUGAAAUCACUACAUCAAAGACUCGAACGCAGUAUUCAACUCUAUUCAAGAUAUGAGUUUGGAUAAUACAAUAAUUUAAGACUUUUAUAGGCCCAGGGAGAACUCAGCAUCGUGGUAACGCUGGCACAAAUUUGAAUUCAUCAAAACACUGUGCAGAUUUACAAAUCAGCCUCCAGCCCAUGUGGUCAUGUUUUCAUGGUGGGCCUGGUUUUUUUAAAAGCAUGACUCAUGCAGUCGUGACAUUGCACAGAGUCUUGCUGCAUGUUUUCUUAAUAGAUCGCUCUUGGUGUGAAAGCAAUUAGCGUUAACAGUUGUUGACAUGCUCUUCUGUUACCGACACUCGCUAACAACACCAGCUCUGAGGGGAAUAGUCUUUAUAGGCCAAGUGAUGCUGACAAUAAUUGCUCAGCACUCAGCUCCCAGUCUGGAAUAAGAUAGGGUGAUAUGUUAGUCUGCAAUUUAUUACAGCUCAUUGUUUGCUGCUAUGUUGAUUGUACUCGCAGCAUUUAGCCUUUUCUCUCUGUCUGUGUGUUUAUGUGUGGGGGCAGCCAAAGCCAAAUAAGGACUGUUUCAGUUUUUGUGUGAUAGCUUUGGCAGCCAUAUAACAAACUGUGGCCAAGAUAAUAGAGCUUAGAUAAGAGGGCGGUUAUGCAAUGUGGAAUUUCUCUCUUUCCCACUGCCGCUUCUGCUCCAUUCACUGUCUGGAUGACAUCUGCCUGACAACUCUGGGCUGAGCUGCCACACUCAGUUUUAGUCAGCUGUAAUGAAGCACCUCGUCGGCCACACUUUGCUCACGGAAUUUGAACGGCUUUGUUUGGCAGGUGAAGUUUGUCAUUGCUGAUAAAGUGAUGUCCUUUCACCUACCGCACGUCGCCGUAUCAGGCUGAUUAUUGCCCUCACUCAAAUGUUUACGCUGUUCAUUCUAUCCACUCCUGAUAAAAUGGCUGUGGGACACUUUACCUGAUCCAUUGUGAGGUCCAUUUCAAGAAGAAGACAGGAGUUGUGAAGGCACAGGAGAAGAAGGAGCGGUGGAAGGAGAAAAAGGUGGCGAAGCGUCAGAAGAAGGAAGACGAGGAGGUGGAGGAGGAAGAGGAGAAUGUCCAGCCAGUGGUGGAUCCCCUGGAGAAUGGCUUCCUUCAUCAUGCCCAGCGGGAACAGGAGAGGAUGAACGAGAGGCUGCUGAAGAAGACUUACUCUAAGAAGAACAAAAUGAUCAAGCCCUUGGCUUUACGUCCAGUCAAAGUUAGUGAGGACGAGACCGUGCAGGAGCUCAACCGACCGCACAGGAGCAACUCCAAGGAGCAGCUCAGCGAGAGUUCCACUCACUCGCUGUCAGGCCGUGGCUACUCGGUGCAGCCAGCAGCAGUGGCCCUCCUCAAGUGUGACAGCGAGAGUGACAUUGACGACAAGGUUUCUGAUGUAGGAUCAGAGAAGCUCUUUUCCCCUACCACACCCAAAGGUGUGCCAACGAAUGAAAAUCCUGAGUCCAAGACUUGUAGCUCAGCCAAAGUAUCAGGGCUUCAGCGCAGCCAGGAGCAGAGCAACAGUGAGGUGCCCUUCACACCUCCCGUGCCCAGCCCCACCCCGGCCUCAGCGCCUACGGGCUCCCCUGCCCCCGCUGCAGCGGCGGCCCCCCUUGAGCCCCCCAGGUCGCGCCUCCCCACCCCUCCUCCUCUCAGUGUCAAGAAGGAGCAGCAUCCUCCACCCCCUGUCCCUACCCCUCCCCUGCUGAGGGCACCACCCCACCCCCAGCCUCACCCUACUCACCUGCACUUGCACCAAGAGCCCCGUGUUCUUCCACCCCCACAGCACCACACACGAUCAGUCAUCAGCCAUCAAGUGCAUCAUCCGUUGUACAACAGCCUCUCCGACAUCAGCCACAGCAGCAGUCCAGUGGGUCUUCCCAAACAGCACUUGCCCCCAUCCCCUCACCACCACCUCAGCGGGCUCCCGUCCUCGGCUCCCGCCUUGCCUCUGUCCAUAGCUAAUCUCUCUACCUCGCACUAUUCCUCCCUACGGAGCCCAGCCCAUCGCCAUCCGGCCAUGUUUGCAACCCCAGCCACACUGCCGCCUCCACCAACCUUACCAACCAACAGUUUAGUGGUGCCUGGGCACCCCGCCGGCACUCCCUACCCAGAGCAUGACCUACUAAGGCAGGAGCUGAACAACCGCUUCCUGGUUCAGAGUUCAGAGCGGGGCCGGGGGCCGUCCGCCUCGCCGCUGGCCCCCGUGUCACUCCUGAGGGCCGAGUUUCACCAACACCAGCACAUGCACCAGCACCAACACACCCACCAGCACACCUUCACGCCCUUCCCCGCCAGUCUGCCCCCGGCCGCCAUCCUCACCCCGCCCACCGCACCCCCCAUGGUGCGUACCCAAGCCAGAAAUUUCGACAAAUACACACCCAAACUGGACAAUCCAUUCAUCAGACAUUCAAACUUCUUCCCCUCCUAUCCCCCCACCAUGCCAGGCAUGCCCCCGCUGCUCCCACACUCAGGACCUUUCAGCUCGCUGCAAGGAGCCUUCCAGCCCAAGGCAUCUAAUCCCAUUGAUGUAGCGGCACGUCCUGGAGCAGUGCCUCACACACUCCUACAGAAGGAUCCACGGAUAACAGAUCCAUUCAGGACAUCUGUUAGGAAACCUGGCAAGUGGUGCGCAGUACAUGUCCAGAUCGCAUGGCAGAUCUACCACCACCAGCAGAAAAUGAAGCAAAUGCAGCUGGAUCCUCACAAAUUGGACAUGAAUGGGAAGCUGGACCUGUUCAGUCGACCCCCAGCUCCAGGAGUCUUCCCAGGGUUCCCGUACCCUCAUGACCUGGCGCGACCCCUUUUCUCUUCCACAGGUUCCGGCCACCCAGCUCCCUCUCCAUAUGGCCCCGCCCCCCACCCCAGCGGCUUCCUGCCUCCUAGCCAUUUGGCAGGUAAGUAUCCUUUCAGUCGCUCCAGUUCCUUUGGCGGCCUCGGCAACCUUUCAAGCAGUGCCUUCGGAGGAUUAGGCAACCCCUCGCUUGGGUCCAACAAUAUGUUUGGCACCAAGGAGGGACCAGGAGGAUUGCCCACAUUUGGCAGCCCCCAUCACGACACCUGGAACAGACUGCGACGCACCCCGCCAUCUUUCCCUACCCCGCCACAGUGGCCCAAAACCACAGACACUGAAAGAAGCAGCUCAGCCAACAGCCAUGACAGAGAGAGGGAGAGAGAACGGGAAAGAGAAAGGGAGAGAGAACGAGAGAAAAGAGACCCGUCCAUCGGUAAAGAGGAGAAGGAUAAAGACAGGGAUUCUGUGGAUCGCAACCGCCACUCCAACCGUUCAUCUCCAGCCUCUGCACCAGUUAGUUACCAGAUUAGCAGCCUGAUUCGCUCAAACAGCCAGAACUCCAAUGAUUCGGGUCGACAUCACAGUGGCAGUGUAGACCGAGUCCGUGACGCAGAGAAGGAGCUGCUGGAGCGCCACAGAGAGUCUUCCACGCUGGCUGAUGUGAAGGUGAAGGAGAGCCGCUCACCUGCCAAGGAGAUGCUAGAGAGGAGAUCCUCCGAAGACUCCAUCAAACCCGCUCAACGUUCUCCUUCUCCAUACUCCAAAGCAGUGAUCAAUGAGCAGGGAAUGAAAAUGGCAGGUGGGCCUCCACCUACUCUCAAGGACAGUGAGAGGAAAGAACCAGAGCUCCUCCACAAGGUCAAAAAUGACAUGAAGAUUAAGGAGGAGAGGAAGGAGGAGCAGGAGGUCAUGGUAGUAAGUUCUGAGCCUGCCCCUCAACCACCAGCCCAAGCUCUUGCUCCUCACAUCAGCCAACCUGGAAACCCACACCACCACCACCCACCUUUGUCCCAGCAGCCCCCACUCCCCUCACCACGUGGCAGUGACAUCCCAGCGCCUGCCCUGCAUGGUGUCCCUAUGACACACUCUCUGCCCCUCUCCAUGAGUGCCAUGCCCCAGAUGGGCAGCCUCAAUGUGCUAGACCGAGCUCGCAUGGCUCCUUUCAUGGGAGUGAGCCCCCUAGGAGGACGAGAGCGCCUACCACACCCUGCCUUCCCUUGGGACCCCCUUAGAGAGGCCUACCGCAGCCUAGAUCUGCAACGGCGCAUGGACUUCCAGCUACGGGCUGAGCAAGGACAUCGCUUCCCCAGUGUGUAUGACCAGGAACGAGCAUACCGUGAAAGGGAGGCCCAUGACUACUCUCACCACGAGCACCUGUUGGAGGUGCGCAGGGAGCAUGAGAGGAUGAGACAGCAAGCAGAGGAGCGAGAGCGCCUUCACCUAAGGGAGGAACUAGACAGAGCACGCCUCCAUCAGCUGCACCAAUCCCCCAUGGAGGGCCAUCUACCCCACAUGCCCCCCUUUAUGCCUCACCUAGGUGGCAUGCCCUAUCCCAGACUCAGCCCCUCCACAGGACACAAUGGCCCUCUAAAUAGAACACCUCCAACUGCCGCACUCAGUGCGCCCCCACCCCUCGUGCCAGCUGGCAGUGCCAGGCCAGCCUCACCCAGGAGGACUACCCCCCUCACCACCACCCAGGACCCACGGGACUACUCUCCAUCUCGCAACCCUAAAGAGGUAGAGGCUCGGUAGCUUCUUAAAAGAGUGCAACAAGUCUUACCAGACGCACUCACAAGCCCCAAUCCCCCAAUUUGAAAUCUUCUUCUGAACAAAAUGCACUGCUCUUCAGCAGAGAAGAGCAAAACUCCCUAAGGGAAAGGGUAUGAUUGUACAAAGUAAAGGUGUGUAAGGCUGAUUAAGCACAUGCCAUGACUUUAUUUUUAGUGAACUGGGGGUUGAAUAAUGUCGGUAAAGAGAACACAAAUAUGUGUAUGUUUAUUUCCGACUUAAAUAUUUGAUAAUACUUAUUAAUAUAUUAAUCCAAUACCUUUUUUCAGCUUUGUGCGAAAAGAGAGGUCCUGAAAUGAGUUUGUACAUUUCCUAUCCUUGUUCCAUGUAUAGAUAUUAUUUCUAUGAAUUUUAUGUAUUUUGUGCAUUAGUCACGCCUUUUACAAUAUUUAUCCCAGUUGAUUGUGAGACAUAUCCAUUAUGACCCACUGUAAAGACUGGAUUUUGGUUACAACCUUCAGUAAUUUAACCUCAUGGUACCAGGAUAUCCUCAAUGAUGACAAUGUACAAUGUUACAUUACUGUUUUGUUCAUUUGUUUUGCCUUUGAGAUAUGCAGAUAAAUAUAUAUUAUGAGGUCUUUGUUCAGUCUCUGUAAAGAAAACUGAUGUACAUAACUUGUUAAUAUUCCUUCGUUGAAAAAUGACUGUGUAAAUUUAUUAGUCUUUUUAACCAUUUCUAGAAAAAACAAAAUUAAAUGAAACACAGGAAAUCACUUCCUUGUUGAAUAUCAUGGCAACAGACAAACAUGGCCAAUUAAUGCGAAGUAUGACAGGAGGGUGUUGUUAAGGGGGCCUAGAAGGAUCAUCUGCAAUCUAUGCAAAGCAGCACACAGCACCCUAAUGAAGAGAUCUCAUGGAGAGAACAGACUAUACUGGCAAAAUGGAGAGAAACUUGGAUUAACACAUGUUUAUAUUGUCAAUGAAAUAAUGAUUGAAUUAUUAAAAGACUUCCAAGUCACAAACUGGACCAGCCCCAGACAGAAUAGAAGGACACUUUUUAGUGGGCGGCAAAAGGACUUUCUCUGUCAACCUUGUGGUGUUGUGCAGUUGUUUUUCUUAGACUCUUGUAUACAAAACAAGUAGAGUUUUAGGCGUGCAAAAAAUGAAAAUGAACAUUCAUGGUUUAAAAUGUACGGAAUAAAGUUUGGACCUAAUGUCA